AUGGAGGAUACCAAAAUUAUUUACCAUAUAGACGACGAAAACACACCUUAUCUAGUAAAGUUAUCAGUAAAUGCGGAUAAGGUUACUCUUGGCGACUUCAAAGCCGCUUUAAACAGACCGAAUUACAAGUUUUUCUUCAAGUCGGUUGACGCUGAUUUUGGUGUUGUGAAAGAAGAGAUUAGUGAUGACUCAGCCUGUCUCCCCUGUUUUAAUGGGAGGGUAAUAGCAUGGUUUUAUACAGUUGUUUUGAAGCUUAUAUUUGUUCUAUUUGCAUGGAAGCUUGUCACCGCCGAUGGAAGUGCAAAAUCGGACAACCAUUCUUCCACUGGUGAUGGAUUAGUCGCCAGAACUGGUGAUUUCCAUGAUGAACCAGGUAGAAAUGCGACUUCAAACAAGGCGAACGCCAAUGACAACCGUGAUGAAUGUGAAACUUGCGGUGACAGUGAGUCAGUAUGCAGUGGCGAUCAUCUUCCUCCACUUCGAAACUUCCAAAGCUACAAACAGGGCAAGUUUUCUUGUCCUCCCUCAUUCCUUAUUCCUGCUUUGUUACUCGGUCCUAGACUUGAGCUGGAUGCCAGUAUGAGUAUCAAACCGACUCGACAGUGCGAAACCCACAACGCAAUUGAACGCAUGGAAACGAAGACACAGUUGUACAUGUGCUUGGUGCAUAAGUAUACGGUCUACGAGGGAAACUGGAUUAGUCAUUCCUCUUUCACAUUUAUUCUGAAGGGCAAAAUGCCAAACUCCGAUUUGGAGUCCACGAGCUUCUUUGAUUCGGAGGAUGAAUCUAGCCGGUUCUCUACGGCUACUGGGACGACUAUGUCCUCCAUACGCUACGGAGCUCACAGACAACGGCGCCGUCGACGUUUUAUGCCCAUCAGUCGGAUUAGUGAGGAUGCGUCUUCAUACAGCAGCAUGACGGACUCGACAAUGUCAUUGAACAUAAUGACGGUAACGCUGAAGAUGGAGGCGGUGAAUUAUCUGGGCAUCUCCAUUGUGGGUCAAUCGAACCGUGCAGGUGACGGUGGCAUCUACGUGGGCUCUAUCAUGCGUGGUGGUGCCGUUGCUUUGGAUGGGCGCAUUGAACCUGGCGAUAUGCUGCUUGAGGUUAAUGGCAUCUCCUUCGAGGAUAUGAGCAACGAUGAUGCUGUCCGCGUGCUUCGUGAACAAGUCCAGAAACCUGGGUAUAUCAGUUCUGCUAUUUAA
This is a messenger RNA of Hydatigera taeniaeformis, 1206 nucleotides long. Lineage: Eukaryota; Metazoa; Platyhelminthes; Cestoda; Cyclophyllidea; Taeniidae. The record is from the annotation of a GenBank genome assembly.